UCACAGUCAAACAAUUUAGCGGAAACAUUGACCUUGGUCUACACUCCCUCCAGCACUGACCAUAGCCUUGAUCAAACAUACUGAGAAAACAGUCAGAUACCUAUACAAUAUACGUAUGCAAGGUUCGAUAUACGUUCAGAAUCCUAUGGACAUCUAUUGUGGACUGUCAGAAGGGGAUGUAAAUAAGCCGAUGACUUUUGUACAUCAAAUUUUCAAGAAUCUACGGCCUGCCAGAGUUUUAAAUUGCAACCCUAAGAUCAUUCUUGUGCAAGAUGAAAAAUUUAACUGAUUUGGACACACAACAGUUUUGGGCGGAAGUGGAACAUGAGGAGAUCAUCAAGAGAAUCCCAGUCGCAGUUGUUGUCGGUUUAUUCUCCGUAGUAGGAAUUAUGGGAAAUUUUCACAUCCUGAUUGUUUUCUCUCGAAACCUCAACAACUUUUCGACCUAUCACGUCAUGGUUUCAGCUCUUGCAGUUUCGGACUUGUUCGUCUGUGCGACGUAUCUUCCCGUGGAAAUAACAAUGGUGAUGAAACCCUUCUCCUUCGAUUAUGACCUAACAUGCCGCCUGGCUCUUCUCAACAGCUAUGUUUGGGGAAUAUGGUCGGCUUUCCUAACAGUUCUGAUAGCCGUAGAGAGAUAUCGACGAAUUUGUUAUCCUGUUCGGGAGCAGAUUUCAUGUUCUACAGCUCGGAAAUUCUGUUUGGUUCUGUUUUUGAUAGCCACGUUUAAUGCUGCCCCGAUCGGUUACAUUGCGGGAACGCACACAGUUGCACUCUCAAACGACACUAAUGGUUACGAGUGUUUCGUUAGUGACGAUCUAAAAGAAUCUUAUAUACCAACCGGCUACUUCUUUUUCCUUCUUUUCGAGGUUCUUGUCUUAGGGUUCGCUAUUGUGUUACUGUAUCUCCCCAUUAGAAGAGCUAUUCAACGGAGUAACACUUUACGAAAACACCACGCGAAAAUCAGCGAAAGUGAAACCACACAGGUGUCAUCGGGAAAGACCGAGGAAUCCAUAAGCAGAUUGUCGAAAUCCCUCAAAUAUACCGAAAAUUAUGACAUUCCUCAAAUAAUCAUCGAAGAUGCCGACAAGGCAGACAUAAACCAUUCAUCCGAUUUUCAAAAUAUCACGAAAAUGGCGGCAAACGAAUCGACAAAAGAAUCAAACUCUGCCCAAUCAGAGGACAAGGGUCCAAACACCCUGAAGAUCUCGCUGAGCGUUUCGUCUGUUUGCAGCCUAGAUUACAGCAAACCGCAGGCAACACGGUCCCUGUCCUCUAAGUCUCUGUGUUCAACAAGAAGGUUUGUGAUCAACAAUGCUGUUACAAAGGUCACCAUUGGCCUGUUUCUCAUCAGCAUCAUAUUCUUUGUGACCCUCAUCACGUUCCUUGUUUUGACGCUCCUCCGGAUCCUGGCGGAAGAGACACUGAGUGGGAUGUCCGUAACAGAGGCCUAUAUAUUCCUGUUUGGUUUUGAACUCGGAUAUCUUAACCAUGUUGUUAACUGUUUUAUAUAUUUCUACAGUGACCGUCGCUUCAGGAAAGAGGUACAGACAAUGUAUUCCUGUCGUCCACGAAAAUGAUAUAAGUGGUAUUACUAAAGACAUGACUGUUUACCAUCCUUCAAGUAUUCAUAAACUGUAUAUAUUUCAUUCAUGAAAUAAGAUAUGCAUGCAAAAGUAAUUAGAUGUAUUAGAUAGUGUUAUAUUUUAACUGUUGUAUAAAAACAACAAGUAAAUCAUGACAAAACUAGCACUUAGCUAGUAACUAACAAAACACAUCUAGCAUCAUGUUAAAGCAUAGUUGCAAUAUCAGAACAAACACCUAAAGAGUAAAAGAAAUACGCACCCGGCGGCGCAGUGGA
Messenger RNA from Magallana angulata, 1861 nucleotides. RefSeq names its product 5-hydroxytryptamine receptor-like. Gene Ontology annotation, biological process: G protein-coupled receptor signaling pathway. The coding region runs from base 273 to 1580 and encodes 435 amino acids. The record is from RefSeq and is a predicted model, not a curated record. The transcript has 3 exons. Gene Ontology annotation, molecular function: G protein-coupled receptor activity. Lineage: Eukaryota; Metazoa; Mollusca; Bivalvia; Ostreida; Ostreidae. Gene Ontology annotation, cellular component: plasma membrane.